Lachancea dasiensis is the source of this 1557-nucleotide messenger RNA. The record is from the annotation of a GenBank genome assembly. Lineage: Eukaryota; Fungi; Ascomycota; Saccharomycetes; Saccharomycetales; Saccharomycetaceae.
AUGUUCCAUACCCCUCCAAUUAAUGGAUCUAUAAUGGAAAGUGCCCCACAGGCAAUAAGGGAAUCUUACCAAAUUCAGAUGGGAGGCUCUUCGCCUGAAUUGUCCAAUACUUCAAGCAAUGGGAAUGUUAUUCUAACAAAGGAAGAAAUAGCAUCUGAGGUGGGACAAAUUACGGAGCUUCCUGCCGAGCUUGCGAGACUGGUAGAUAACUUUAUUGAUGACCUUAAACAACCAAAGUAUCUCAAGCCGCUCAGUGUUUUACAACUUUCAAGCUUGUUCCAGAAUUUCUAUAUGAAAUUUGACAAAGCGGCGUUUCAGUACCUAAAUCGUCCUCAGGAUGCUACAGGGACUACGUUCUUGUACGCACGAGAGACUCUGAGCAGUGGUAUUAGUGGAAUAUUCAAUCGAAGUCGGAGCAGCAGCGACACUGCAAGGAAGAGAUCAUCUUCGCUGUUUAGCACGGAUUCUGCCAAUGGCCCCCAGCCGAUGCUUACACCUGAUGAAAUAAACAGACAUAUCAGAAUAAAUGAGCUUAACAACUACAAAAUUGACAAAUUGCUGGAACUAUGCGAACAUGAUACUUUCAAAAAAAUCCUAGCUGUUGGUACAUCGGUUCCAGGUAACUCUUUCAGGAUGGAAAAGUCGCAAAAAGGGCUGAAGGCGACCAAUCUUUUUAAAAACAGCCCGGAAUUCUUGGAAUUUGAUCGGGCGGUGUGGGAUAAAACAUUGGUUAUUUCAAACAUGUCUGCAAAUGGGAAAUUGGAUUUGAAAACUUUCCUAUCGGUUCCCCGACAAAAUCUUGACACAGCCCACCUAAUGAGUUAUUUAGAGAAAAUGGUCAACGGACCAUUGGCUCCUUACGAAAAACUGCUAAAUGUGAUAAAUUUGCACGAUGAAAUGACUAGAACAUUACAACAUUUGAGUAAUGACGAUUUUCUAUCCACUUUGAUUUACUUGACGAUCCAUACCCCUAUCAAGCACAUGUUUCUCAAUCUACAGUUCAUCAAGUUUUUUCGCUACAACAAGAAACUAAUUGAAAAAGACCUAUACGCACUUACCAACUUAGAGGCAGCAUUGACAUUCAUAGAAGGGCUCACUUUGACCUCUCUUCCUUCAGAGGUUGAAGUCCAGCUAUCUAAUGAUGAAUCAUCAGCGCUACAGAUGCCGAUUUCUCACAAAAUAGCACUUCCAGAACUACAUGUUACCGCGAAUGACUCUAAUCAGCAUUAUUCUGGCUUACCCAGAUCCAACUCAUACAAAGAGUUUGAAGGGCUAAAGACCGCUUUUGAUUCUUCUUUGCGCAACAUAUUUGGCAAAAUAAGAUCGUAUACACCUCCUACUGGCGCACAACAGUCCGGUUUAAAUCCAGAUAAAGUGGCCAAUGGUCCUGAAAACUUAUUGACUCAAGCUGACGGCGAUACAGCUAAAAAGAUCAUAUCAAUCCCGGAUUCUUGGAGGACUCUCGGAAAUCGGGAGUUUGAACAGCUUAAGGUAAGCGAGUUAAAACAAAUCUUCGAAAACUACCAGAAAUUGUUAGAUGCAUUAGACAACCGAUAG